Messenger RNA from Bufo bufo (common toad), 3168 nucleotides. RefSeq names its product chromosome 5 C6orf62 homolog (gene C5H6orf62). Bases 1345 to 2034 code for a protein of 229 amino acids. The transcript is spliced from 5 exons. NCBI's taxonomy places the organism in Eukaryota, Metazoa, Chordata, Amphibia, Anura, Bufonidae. The record is from RefSeq and is a predicted model, not a curated record.
GAGAAGGCAGGAGGUGACGCAGCGGCGGCCAUCUUCUUCUGUGUGUGGUGCUGGGUGUUUGCGUGCAGUUCCCGAGCUGCAAGGACGCCAGUCCCGCUUCUAUCUUCGUGAACCGAGACGGGUCGGGGUUUCCGUUAGGCCUUGUGCUUCUUCUCCUGAGGUGACAAAGGACUGCGUGGUAUCGAGGCCUUCGCCUGCUCCGCCUCUCCCUCUCUUAGCCGCCUCCUCCCCCCUCCUCCUCUCACAGCGAGACCCCCGGUCCGGAGCAUGGGUGGGUCGGGGUGGAGUAGGGCGCACAACCCGCUGAGCAGCGUGGCUCACAAGCAGAGGGGUCCGUUGGGUUCCCUGGUGUUUUCUUGACAUGGAUUCCCCUGGAGUUGUCACCCGCACCACCGCCAGCCUCCCCCAGCGUCCUGACACCAGCAUUCAGCCUCCCGCAGACAUGACAGGUAGCCGGCGUGGCUAGGACACCAGACUGCCCCCUAGUGGUGAUCUCCCCCAGUUCUGAUCGUCCUUCUAGGCGCACUAUCCCGCACUCUACAACUUUAUUUUUUUCUUCUUUGUGUCGCAUCUAAUCGCGACAUGACCGCCUGUACUCCUUACCGUUAACCCCUUCAUCUAGGACACACUGACAGGGUCAGCCUUCCUUGCUGGGCUCCGGCAUCAUGGUGUUCCUCCCUAAGGGGUGUCGGCUGAACUUCCACAUGGGCUUCCUCUCUGCCCUUCAGCCCGCUAUUUUGGGGCGACUCGACCUGUGCUGUGAACACCCCACCCCCACCUGUCAGACGGAUAAGUAAUCGUUGUCUCGCGCCGGUUUUGCACGGGGCCGCUAGAGGUUCAGUGACGUCAUCUCUUCUCCUAUGAUGCAGUCUUGGGGCUGGUUGAGCAAUCCUAGUUUUCCUGUUUGUCAGCAGAGAGGCCUAACCAGCAGGCCUGUGCAGGAUGGCUUUUGAUUUUAUGGUGUAGGCUGAUAGUAGGAGACAUCUUUAUCUUUUUUUUUUUUUUUGUUUGAUUUUUAAUUUUUUCAUCGGGCCCCUAGCAUUUUACCAGUUGAGUUCUCGGUUCUCUACAUGCAUAUGAUGCCUCUUUUAGUUCCAUCCGGAGAUCAGUCGCCUCCUGUCGUGGUUGCACAGGCGCCCUAGUAGUAUGACAGGCCUGUCCGAGCAGUGGUUUAGGUUGCAUUGACCCCGACUGAGUCAUUGGAAGGAGGUGGCAUGGCGUGUUUCUGUUGACUUGGUGUCUCGCGUGCGCAAAAAAAAAAUAAACCGAAAUUGGCGAUCAGUUAAGAAGUUUUGAAGGCCUUGGCACCGGCGGUAUUACCAAAAAAAUAUAUAAAAAAAAAAAAUGGGGGACCCCAACUCUCGGAAGAAGCAGGCCCUGAACAGACUGCGCUCUCAGCUAAGGAAGAAGAAAGAGUCUCUAGCUGACCAGUUUGAUUUCAAGAUGUACAUCGCGUUUGUGUUCAAAGACAAGAAAAAGAACCCUGCUCUCUUUGAAGUGGCUGAUGUUAUACCAGUUAUGACUAAUAAUUACGAAGAAAAUAUUCUGAAAGGUGUGCGGGAUUCCAGCUAUUCCUUGGAGAGUUCCCUCGAGCUUCUGCAGAAGGAUAUAGUACAGCUUCAUGCUCCUCGCUACCAGUCAAUGCGCAGGGAUGUUAUUGGGUGUACUCAGGAGAUGGACUUUAUUCUUUGGCCUCGAAACGACAUAGAGAAGAUUGUGUGUCUUCUGUUUUCAAGAUGGAAGGGAUCAGAGGAGCCCUACAGGCCUGUGCUGGCCAAGUUUGAAUUUCAUCACGGUGAUUAUGAAAAACAUCUUCUGCAUGUUAUCAGCCGCAAUGACAAGACUGGAGUUGUUCUGAACAAUCCUAACCAGUCGGUGUUCCUCUUCAUAGAUAGACAGCAGUUGCAGACUCCUAAAAGCAAAGCCAUGAUCCUGAAGUUAUGCAGCAUCUGCCUCUACCUGCCACAGGAACAGCUCACCCAUUGGGCGGUUGGCACCAUUGAGGAUCACCUUCGCCCAUACAUGCCUGAAUAAGGUUGUGACCAGUCAAACUGGGAAGAUCAGUUAAUAUGCAACCAUUUUUUAUUUAUUUUUUUCCUUAUUCAGUUUCAAGAAGAAUAUGGACUCAUGCUCAGAACACUUGUUCAUUUUGAACCUUCAUGCUGGAUAUUUUUGCAUUUAUUUUUUUUUUAUAUAUUUUUUAUUUUCUUUAUUUUGUCUGAACUUUUUUUUUUUUUUGCAUGGACCUUGUGAAAGAGAGGAUGUUUUGCAACAUCUAUGCUUUUAAGCCUUGUAAAAUGUGAAAUGAUGGGACUUUGGCACACUGAAUCAAAUGUAUCAGAAAGCACAAGGUAUUAUUUGUUUUUGGUGGUCUUCCCAUUUGCACUGGUCAUGUCCCCUUAACAAAGUUUAGAAUGUUAGACUACAGUGGUAAGGGUGAAAUAUGAAAGUAACAGGUAUAAAAGCGUCACUGCUUUACCAAACUAUGAAAGCACUGUCUGAAUCGCUUCAGUGAAGCAAGGAUUCACAGCAGUAAUGGAAGGUUGACUUUGGACAGGCUUCUAAGGAGAAAAUCCAGUUUGUUCAGCAUUUGCUUUCAUACCUUAGUUCAUAUUGCAGGGAUGAGACAAAGUGUACAGGCACUUAAUAUUUUGAUCUCUUCUCCCAGUUGCUGCAUACACUGCAUUUCCCACUGUGGGUGCAUUGACGUUAAUAUAGCCUAGACGUCUGCAGCGGCUAUAUUAACCAGGUCAAGUACUUGGGCACUGUGGAAGCCAUGUUCUGGAUGGAGGAAACGAGACAGAAACUUGCUGGUGUUUGUGCAGUUAUUACUUUUCUAGAAUAAAGUAAUACUUCUAUAAUAGUAAACCCAUGCUGGGUUCUGGAAACUAAGUUAUAAAGCAGUUACAAACUGUAAUUGAAAGUUGAAGCGUGCGGAGUUAGAGGAGGAAAUUAAAUUUUAUUUUGUGCAAUGAAAAUAAGGUUGACUACUGUAUUGUAUCGAAAGAAAGCUUUUGCGCAAAGGGUUCCAGUACCUUUUUUGAUUAAACUGUGUAUAGGCCUGCUCCUGUUGGCUAAUACUAGUGCUUACCUGGUUUAAAUUUGUAUCUAGCUUUUUGGUUGAAAUUGGAUUACAUUGAAAAUUUAAAAUAAAGAAGCUUAAAUCUC